Molecule: messenger RNA, 1685 nt
Organism: Nannospalax galili (Upper Galilee mountains blind mole rat)
Lineage: Eukaryota; Metazoa; Chordata; Mammalia; Rodentia; Spalacidae
Gene: Bcl7c
Product: BAF chromatin remodeling complex subunit BCL7C
Exons: 6
Coding region: 177-899 (240 amino acids)
Source: RefSeq, a predicted model, not a curated record
GCAGCAGGAAGCCGGGCGGGGACUCGCGGAGGCGUUGGGGAGCGGGGGAGGGCGCGGCCAACUCCCGGAGGGACGGCAGGCCAAGAGAGCGGCGCCCGGGCCUGGCGCCCAGCCUGAGCCCGCCGGACUCCAGGCAGCCCCGCCGCGGGCUCGGCCCCGGCCCCAGUCCCGCGAGCAUGGCCGGCCGGACCGUGCGAGCCGAGACCCGGAGCCGGGCCAAGGAUGACAUCAAGAAGGUGAUGGCGACCAUCGAGAAGGUCCGGAGAUGGGAGAAGCGCUGGGUGACUGUGGGUGACACUUCCCUUCGAAUCUUCAAAUGGGUGCCUGUGGUGGACCCCCAGGAGGAGGAGAGACGGCGGGCAGGUGGCGGGGCAGAGAGAUCUCGUGGACGGGAGAGGCGGGGCAGGGGCACCAGUCCCAGAGGGGGUGGCCCUCUCAUCCUGCUGGAUCUCAAUGAUGAGAACAGCAAUCAGAGUUUCCAUUCUGAAGGUUCCUUGCAAAAGGGCACUGAGCCCAGUCCUGGGGGGACUCCCCAGCCCAGCCGCCCAGCGUCACCAACUGGACCCCUAGAAGGGAUUACUGAGGAAACUCAGCCCCCACAACUUGGUCAAGAGAGAGACCCUGGGGGAACACCUGCAGGCGGCACUGAUGAACCCCCGAAGCUGACCAAGGAGGAGCCUGUGCCAGAAUUGCUGGAAGCUGAGGAUUCCGGAGUGAGACUGACAAGGAGAGCCCUGCAGGAGAAAGGCUUGAAAACUGAGCCCCUCAGAAGGCUUCUUCCCAGGAGGGGCCUCCGGACAAACGCUCGGCCUAGUUCAGUGCUGGACCCCAGAGCUCCGGUGGGUGGGAGCAAGGCCCAGAGGGCACCCAGGACGAUACCCCAAGGGAAGGGGAGGUGAGCCGACCACCCGUCAAGGUGAGGCCCCUAGGUUUUCCUUAGCUGCCUCAAGAUCCAGCCACACCACUCAACAAUGGAAAGAGCUUCUCAGCUGGACGUCUGCCGCGGGCACAUGGGGGUGAGCAGCCCUCCACCUGCCCCGAAUCGUAGGUCAUGCUUGUCAAGGGCCUAAAACUAUGGGGCUUUAGGCAAGACACGGACCAGAGGGAGCGCCUGAGGAUGCCUGUAGGUGAAGCCUAGCAGCAACUUGAAUAUACAAAAGGGUGGACACUGGGCCUACUUGCCCGUCUCAGUAGACACCAGCGCCGUCAUCCGCCAAAGGACCAGGGAAGGUCCCCAUGGUGGGCGGCACCUUCAAUCCUUAGCACCACAAGGUCUACACUGGCAAGAGGCCCUGCUAGUGGGGUGUGAGUGAGCAGGAUCUGGAGCACCUAUCAACACUGUGUGACACCAUGGCUGGGGUCUGCGUGUCGUGGUGCAGCAUCGAAGUUCUUGCAUGUGUGGAUGCAUGCGCAUGCCUAGAGACACUCCUUCUAUGCGUCUGGCAACCUCCCCUCCUCCUGCAGGCCUAUGGACUCUAGACCUGCUAAUGGGUUUACCUUUGGCGCUAGAGGGCACAUGCCAACCAGGAUGCCAAUCUUGCCAGUCAAGCUGGGGGCACACAUGGUCCAGACAACUGCCUCCUGCUGCAGGAUCCACAUGCAGAAAUGCAUAGAGACGUGCCUGGCGUGGUGGCGCACGCCUUUAAUCCCAGCACUUGGGAGGCAGAGGCAGGAGGAUCUUUGUG